Molecule: messenger RNA, 942 nt
Organism: Populus trichocarpa (black cottonwood)
Lineage: Eukaryota; Viridiplantae; Streptophyta; Magnoliopsida; Malpighiales; Salicaceae
Product: repetitive proline-rich cell wall protein 2
Exons: 1
Coding region: 35-691 (218 amino acids)
Molecular function (GO): structural constituent of cell wall
Source: RefSeq, a predicted model, not a curated record
UUUCUUCUGAUUUUUCACCACGAGAAGCCUCAAAAUGCAAAUCACAUCCUUGUUAGUGUUGUUCGUGGGAGUAGUUGUUUUAGCCACUCCCUCUUUCGCAGAUUACUACAAACCGCCUAAGUAUGAGCCUAAGCCACCUUAUUUCAAGCCUCCUAAGGUAGAGAAGCCAUUCCCAGAACACAAGCCUCCAGUCUACAAGCCACCAAAGAUUGAGAAGCCACCAGUCUACAAGCCACCACCAGUCUACAAGCCACCAAUUGAGAAGCCACCAGUCUACAAGCCACCACCAGUCUACAAGCCACCAAUUGAGAAGCCACCAGUCUACAAGCCACCACCAGUCUACAAGCCACCAAUUGAGAAGCCACCAGUCUACAAGCCACCACCAGUCUACAAGCCACCAAUUGAGAAGCCACCAGUCUACAAGCCACCAAUUGAGAAGCCACCAGUCUACAAGCCACCAAUUGAGAAGCCACCAGUCUACAAGCCACCAAUUGAGAAGCCACCAGUCUACAAGCCACCAAAGAUUGAGAAGCCACCAGUCUACAAGCCACCAAAGAUUGAGAAGCCACCAGUCUACAAGCCUCCAAAGAUUGAGAAGCCACCACCCUUUCACAAGCCAUUGCCACCUUAUGGUCACUAUCCGGGACACCCUCCAGUUGAAAAUGCGGAAUAUAUCAAGCCAAAAAACUGAAUUAAACUUUUUAUAUAUAGAUAUGCAGGAGUACUAUUAGUAGCUGAGAAUAAGUGCCAUGGCUGAAGCUCAUUCAUUAGGCUUUCUAGUGCGUUUUCUAUAUCGAUCAGUUGCACACUGCAAGUGAGGAAAGCUCUCGUUGAAACGUCUCUUCUUUUUUCUUGUAAUUGAUGAGCAUAUCCUAAACUUUAUUAUGUAAACCAGUGGACUUCAUUUGCUGGAAUAUUUAUGAAUAUAUUUGAUCUUGUGUA